Megalops cyprinoides (Indo-Pacific tarpon) is the source of this 1259-nucleotide messenger RNA. It is a transcript of the gene cfap263, whose product is annotated as coiled-coil domain containing 113. The record is from RefSeq and is a predicted model, not a curated record. Gene Ontology annotation, cellular component: axoneme; ciliary basal body. Bases 1 to 1251 code for a protein of 416 amino acids. The transcript is spliced from 9 exons. Gene Ontology annotation, biological process: cilium assembly. NCBI's taxonomy places the organism in Eukaryota, Metazoa, Chordata, Actinopteri, Elopiformes, Megalopidae.
AUGGCGGCGCUCCGGGGCGGGGUCGCGACCCGGGCUGGGAAGGCGGGGCAGCCGGUUCCGGGGAGGGUUCGAGUCCCCCGGGUCGGGGUUCGGCUGGGAUGCGACCGCGCAGCCGCCCGGAUGGCGGGGUGGAGCCGGGGGAGGAGGAGGAGGAGGGCCAGCUUCGGGCCCCGAUCCGGAGCCAACGCGGAAGCGGCCGAAGCCGAGAAACUGGGAUUCGAUCCGCGAUAUAGCGCCAUCUGGCGGAGUAACGGAGAUCUCCGAGCGGAGACGGAGAUGUUCGAGCGCUUCCUCGGCAGGCUGGACUCGAAGGACGCCGCGUCGCUGCUGUCCGACGCGCCGUGUCCCGGGGAGAGCGGCGCGUCCCGCGGGCGUAAGGCCAAAGCGCGCGCCCUGGCCCCGGAGAAGAUGCCGCGCCUCACGGCGGGGCAGAAGUGCGAGGUGGCGCAGCGGGAGCAGGAGGAGCUGCGCCUCCACCUCCGCCGGCGGCAGGAGGGCGCCGAGAGGGUGCUGCACGACUGCCAGGCGACCCUGGAGGAGGCGGAGACCCGGAUGGCGGAGGUGAAGAAGGCCGCGUACGAGUUCGAGCGCGACAUCGCCAGGCCCGUGCGGGAGCGGCGGGGCAUCGCCAUGGAGACGCACAAGAUCGUCCGCUACAUGGAGGACCGGAUGAAGACGAAGGACACGCUGGCGGAGAAGCUGCGUCUGAAGACGGCGGCGCUGCGGGCGCAGGAGCGGGCGCUGCGCCUGCGGCUGCGGCAGAAGGAGGAGGCGGGCGACGCGCUGCACGACGUCGACUUCCAGCAGCUGCGCAUCCGCAACGCGCAGCACCUGCGCGCCGUCGAGCGCCGCAACCAGGAGCUGCUGGCGCUCAAGCUGCUGGCGGGGAGCGCGCAGCAGACGCUCAACGCGCACAAGGGGAAGCUGCAGGAGGCGCUAGCGGCGUCGGCGGCGCUGGGGAGGGACACCGCGGCGCGGGGGGAGGCGCUAACGAAGAUCGCGGCCGAGGCAACGGUCGCCGAGAAGGAGCGCGCCGAAGCCGAGGCGCUAAACUCCCGCCUCCGGCGCCAGCUGGCGGACUACAGCGUCCCCGAGGUGGCGGAGUACAUCGCCGCUAAGCGCGUUAGCGGCGCGCUGGAGAGCGCCGUGCGCGUCUGGGAGAGGAAGGUGGAGAUCUGCGAGAUGACCCUGAGGAACCACGCCAGGGCGCUGAAGAAGCUCCAGUCCUCCUCCGGACCCGGCGACCCCUGACCCCUGAC